Eupeodes corollae is the source of this 1799-nucleotide messenger RNA. RefSeq lists its product as uncharacterized. Bases 166 to 1710 code for a protein of 514 amino acids. The record is from RefSeq and is a predicted model, not a curated record. The transcript has 3 exons. NCBI's taxonomy places the organism in Eukaryota, Metazoa, Arthropoda, Insecta, Diptera, Syrphidae.
CAAACUCUUAUCUGAGCACCCAGUCAAAAUGAAAAGACAGCUGUUCCUUGUAGUACAGUGAAUCAAAAACACGGGUACUACUGCAUCUCUCUUGAAUCUUAAUAUGCCAAGUGCAUUCAGUUUGUUUUUCUAUAGAAAUCUAUUCAAUCUCAUUCUAAACAAAACAUGAACCGAACAAUUAAAAAUAAUACAAACUAUAUAAUUCGUGUCGAAGGCAAAAAUGCCUUCCGUCGAGGUGAUACAUUCGAUAAUUUCGAACAAGUAGCCGAACGAUUACGGGCACACACUCAGGAGUCCCUAGUCUAUUAUUGGACAAGGGAUAGUCGUCUUGUAAAAUUUGCACAUCGCAAAGUGUCUCGAAAGUUGAAUGAAGAUAUACUCUACUACAGCAUAAGAUUCUCCUGUAUAUUCGGGGGUCAGCGUUUUAAAUCCAAAGCUAAUGGGGUGCGUCCUUGUAAGCGACAAACACGGCAGAUGGAUUGUCCAGCAUUUAUUUCGCUGCGUGCAACAAAAUGCGGUCGGAAGUUAGAAGUAAUUGAUGUGUGCAAUGAUCAUACUCACGAAAUCACCGAACAAGCUGUCAAGGAGUUGCCACAGAAGCGAAGACCAUCACAGAAAUUAUUGGAGGAGAUUCACGAAUUGCUUCACUUAAAUAUCGAAAAGAAGAUGAUAAUCGAUUAUGUUAAGCAAAAGGAGAAUAAGACUAUCCUGAAGAAGGAUCUCUUUAACAUGACAACUCAUUUGGGGCUGUCAAGAACGCGCAGUGAAGACGAACAAAAAUCGAUUCUCCAAAGAAUUCAUCAGACUGCAACGGAAGAUGCCAUCCAACACGCUGUCAUCAACAGAUUCUUUCAAUUUGAAUCAAGUUAUUCCCUCAAUACAGAAACUUUCCAAGAAGAUCUCAAACCAAAGCCAGAAUCUCUUGAUAUCUUUGAGAGCAGUAGAAAUUCUCCUUCAUCAAUGGACUUUCCCUCUCUGAAUCCUCAAGUUGAUUUGCUUAAUUCGACCAACAACUCAAAUCAGGAGUAUGAUGAACUUCUGAGCAAUCGUAUAGUCGUCGAUUACGAAGAAGAAUCUGAGGUUUUGGAGGAAAAGACAGACCUGGAAACAAAUACAGCUCCUAUUUCGGAGAACAGUUGGAAUGAGGUGGGCGAAAGUAGACCAACAAUAAUCUAUGAAGACCUUAUUUGUGGAGAGGAGGAGAAUGGAUAUGGUUAUGAUGAUGAUGAACUAAACCUUACUAAAGAAAUCCCGGAACAAAUUGAGGAGCAGCCCGUCGAAGUACCCAGUACUCCAAGUCACUCAAAUGACUUGGACGAUAAGGAAGAAUUUUUUAAUGAUUUUAUCCUCAUGAGUCCAGUUCCAACGGUUUGUCUCACUGAAAUGGCAUUGGAUGAACAAAAUAAAACACAAAAUCUAAUUGAAGAGGAAAUCGAACAAGAAGACUUUUCGAAAGACCAAAUAUCCAAUAAUCCAGUCCCAACAGAACCUGUUGUUGAAAGAAAAGAGUUAGCGAAAUAUGCAACAUUAAGAACACGUCGAAAAAUAUUGAAAUGUCGUAGUUGUGGAACGAAUGCUAGAUUAAUUAAAAUGCAAAUGUCAUAUUUGAGACAGCAACGGUUAAAGCUUUUCGAAGAAACCAAAGUAUUGAGGUUGCAGAAACUUAAACUGAAGGCCGAGAUUGAUGCUAUCAAUAGUGGUUUACUGUGAUUUAGUAUACCUACGGAUAGGAGUAGAAUUAUUUUUAGUUAAUUUUUAAUGCUUGUGAUAGUGAAAAUAUAUUUUUGUUGACAUAGAGA